AAAAGCUGGCCGGAAAGGCCUUCCAGGGAAACACUCUCUUGAGUUCUGUUUCUCACCCCACCCCACCCCACCCCAAAGUAUAUGUUUUCUCUGCAUACCCCAGCCUUGCAGUUUAACUUGUCUGCAGUGGCACAAAUGCGUUUCCAGAGCUUUGGUUUCUCCCUCCAAAAGUCAGCAGUGCUGGGAGAAGAGGACACAAUUUCUCCUAAUUUCCACAGCCCGAGGGGUGCAGCUUUCGGAGGGCCAGAGGCAAAAAAGUGGGCUGUGCAGUCCCUGUGGUUCAUUGUACAGUAGGGGGGCCAAAUUGUCACAGUUCAGGAGACAGGAAGCCGUCCCAGCGAGAGUCCUGAUCCGUCUCCAUGCUGGCCUCUGACUUUAUAUCCACUCUCGGGCCUGACCAUUGACCCUGCUGGCUGCUGUGAGUUGGUGCUCCAGGAGCCCCCAGAGAGCACAAGCAUGGCCAGCCUGGCCUGGAGACAAUAGCACAGGCUUCCUUUGUCAUGUGUCUGGGGGUGAGGGUGGCCGGUUGCUGUGUGAGCCUUGGGAGGGUCGAGCUCAGGAUGGAACAGGAGUUCCGAGAUUGGGCUGGACGGCGGUUGGGUGCGCAUUAAGUGGAAAUUCUGGGAUGCGGGUGGGCAAAGGUGUGCUUGGUAAGGGAGGGAACAAAACAGGGUGUCGCCUUUGAGAGCGCCAAGGACGCAGUCCUGUUUUUAGAGCUUUAAAGCAGCUGACAGAUGCCCCAUGAGCUCUGAGGCAAGGGUGGGAUAGAAAUACAAAAAGGGGUGGUAUUAUUUUUAUUCCUAUACUGCCCUUUGUUCCAAAGAGCCCAAAGUGAUGCGUGAACCCAUACUUUUGGGGUGCGGGGGAGCAUGGGAUGUUUGCAAGUCAGGAGUGGUGGUCCAGCCCAGUGUUCAAAAUCCCCCUGGUGCCAGGCCCGUUUUGUGACUGGAGAUCUCUGGGUGCCAGGUUGGCAACGGGCAUCUUCCCUCUGGCUGGGCCCUCCGGCUUUCUUAAGCAGGUCAGCAGAAAAAACGCUCAUUUGUUGCCUUUAUGCCCCACCUUCUCCAAUGAAUACAUGGUUCACCUCCCCCCUCCUCAGUUACUCCCUACAACAACCUGGCGAGAUAGGUGAAGAGGCUGCGACUUGACUCCAAGGUCACCCAAUAAGCUUCGUGACCGAGUGGGGAUUUGAACCCUAGCUCUGCGUUGCCCACGCCAACUGGCAUCAGCGGCGUUCUAGGGUUCCAGGCGGGGGUCUGGACAUGCCGGCGGGGCCUUUGGUUACCUGGAGACCGAAGGCCUUCUGUGUGCAAAGCAGGCGCUGCACCCCUGAGCCAGUGCCCUUCUUGGACGGGGUGGUGAGGGAGAGGAAGGGGCGCUAGGGAUGUGUCUCAACAGCGUGUCUUUGGGCGAGGGGUUGGCAGAACGCUUGCUGCCUGCCGUUUUUGGAAGUACAGUGGUGCCUCGAACUUAUGAAUUUAAUCCGUUCCGAAGGCACCUUCGCAGGUCGAAAAAUUCGUAAGUCGAAAAGCGCCAUUGGAAACGUGAUUUCCCAUAGGAAUGCAUUGGAAAUGGAAAAAUUUGUAAGUUGGAGCAACCCCAUCUAAAAAUUCGUAAGUCGAAUUCGUAACCGCCGCGGUUUCCAUUCAGAUGUCAAAAAAAUUGAAAGCGUGCGGCCGUUUCCCUCAUUUGUAAGUCGAAAAAUUUGGUUGUCGAGUCGUUCGUAAGUCAAGGUACCACUAUAUCGAGAUUUGGAAAGUGAAGGGAAGACUGUACCCUCGUUGCUUAAUCCUUGGCAGCGUUUUAAAAUCCAUCCGGCCCGUGCCCCCCUGGGUGGCCCACCCAGGCGCCGCUGGGGCUCAGGGCACCCAGCAGCUCCAGAGGCCGGUCUGGCCACAAACGGGAGGGAACGAGAACUGGAAAUGCAGCAGCCUUUGGAGGGACACAGAUUUCCCAUUUAUUGGCCUGAGCAUCCCAAAGUUCUCCUUCCCUCCGAUUCCCUCCUUCCUCCUCCUGUUCCAUCCUUGGAUGCAAUUCUCCCAAACUUGCUCUCCUGUUCUGUGUUUUUGGCCAUUUUUUACUUACUUUUAAUUGAGUUUUUAAUAGCGUUAAAUAGCUUGGGGGGGGGGAGGAAAAGAAAUACAGGAAAAUUCAUUUUUUUAAGAAAAGUUUUCACGGUUGUCCAGCUGUGCUAAACAUUAGGAAGAACUUCCUGGCAGUAAGAGGUCUUCUUCGGCAGUGGAAGAAGGCGAUGGGCUUUUCAGCUGCAAUUCCUGCGUUGCAGGAGGUUGGGCCAGAGGAUCCUUUGGGUCAGAGAAUUUGAGAGUUUAAGAGGACACAGAGUAGCAUUCUUUCCAAAUGAACAAUUCUGUGGCUUCCCGAGUCCUUAGGAAAGCAUUGCAAGAGGGAAAGAAUGCCUGCGUCUGCCAUUACAAAGGGUCCCGCGGCCUGAAUUAAAACGGUUGCUCCUUUCCCCCCUUUUCACUUAAAAGAUUUAAAAGUAAGCUUGGAGUGUGAUAAAUCCAGACUCUUGCGUAGACCUGUGGGACCUUCUCAGCUGCCGUGUUUGCAUAUAAAGUGGUACCUUGGUUCUCGAACUUAAUCCGUUCCACGGGGCGUCCGUCCGACUCCCGGAACCGUUGAGAAACCAAGGUGCGGCUUCCGAUUGGCUGCAAGAGCUCUCUGCACUCAAUCGGAAGCCGCGUCAGAUGUUCGGCUUCUGUAAAACGUUUGCAAACCGGAACACUUGCUUCCGGAUUUGCGGCGUUCGGGAGCCGAUUUGUUUGGGAGCCAAGCCGUUCGGGAACCAAGGUACCACUGUAAAAUAAAAUUUGACCAAACUGCAACAAAGUGGUCUUAGGCACUUUAACCCUGAAUCUUUUUCACUUACGUGAGUUGUUUUCAGUGUGGGCGAUUUGCCAAGGCUUGGAUUCCCAAUAAUUGUGUGUGUGCGUGUGUGCGUGCAGUGGACCAGGACUUCCUCCUUCAGAUCCUCCUCCAGCAACACCAAAUCCCGUAAUCGAGAAACAACCUAUUUGGAGAAGGGGCAAUCGUUGGGUGUGUCACAGAUCGCUGUUGUUGAUUUUGUGUGCAUGUGUGUGAGAGAGAGAGUGUGAGAUGCAAUCUAACUCUUACACGCGUGUAUAUAUAUUUGUUACAGAGGUCAGCAGAUGGGUCAAGUCCAGAAGACGGGGAAGGUGAGGGAGACCUCGUGUCCGCUGCCUAGAGACAGUCCAGAGGCGCCCCGAAUUCCCAUUCUCGGGGUGAUGAUCCCGCUGUGCCAGAAAGAGACACUGUCGGGAUGGGUUGCCCGGAAGGCCGAAAUGUUUGCGUCGCCGGCCAGGAGUCCGACCGGGAGGAUGGGAGCUACUGCCCCCCCGUCAAGCGUGAAAGGACCUCUUCCCUCACACAGUUCCCGCCUUCGCAGUCAGUGACAAAGAACAAUGUCUUCAUGCCAUCAAGUUUAUGCGAGCCUUCGGCGGGGAACUCCGACUCUGAACCAGAGGAAAAAAGCACUGGAUUCCGGUUGAAGCCUCCCACUCUCAUCCAUGGCCAGGCGCCCAGCGCAGGGGUCCCCAGCCAGAAACCGAAGGAACAGCAGAGAAGCGUCCUGCGCCCGGCAGUAUUACAAGCCCCCCAGCCAAAGGCUUUCUCACAAACAGUUCCAAGCAGCGGGACCAACGGUGUAAGUAUCCCUUCGGAUCCCAUGGCCGCUGUGUCGGAAUCAGCAACGAACGCCGUGCCGAAAAGCCCCAACACAGAGGAGAAGGAGUCAAACAGCACCUCGGAGACAGAUAAGACAGACCACAACACGCCACAGUCCUUCGUGUUUGGGCAGAACCUAAGGGACCGUGUGAAGCUAGGGGAUGAAGCCGACGGCGCCGUCGACGCGCAGAACUCCCGACUCCCCAACUCGGAGGCACCUCUGGCCACAAACUACUUCCUCCAGUACAUCAGCUCCAGCAUAGAAAACUCUACGCACAGCGCCGAGGCCCCCAGCAACAAAUUUGUGUUUGGCCAGAACAUGAGCGAGAGAGUCUUGAGCCCCCCCAAGUCGAGCGAAGCCAGCACAGACAGCGUCAAGGAGAACGCCGGCGGAGAUUCGGGCUCGGAGUCCUCGUCCCAAGAAGCCACACCCGAGAAAGCCAACAACAUUUCAGAGUCGCUGGCCGAGUCUGCUGCAGCCUACACGAAGGCAACGGCCAGGCGGUGUCUUCUGGAGAAGGUGGAGGUGAUCACGGGGGAAGAAGCCGAGAGCAAUGUCCUACAGAUACAAUGCAAGUUGUUUGUCUUUGAUAAGAACUCCCAGUCUUGGGUCGAAAGAGGCCGGGGACUCCUGAGGCUGAACGACAUGGCUUCCACAGACGACGGGACGCUACAGUCGCGCCUUGUGAUGAGAACGCAAGGCAGCCUUCGGCUAAUCCUGAACACCAAGUUGUGGGCUCAGAUGCAGAUCGACAAAGCCAGCGAAAAGAGCAUUCGAAUCACAGCGAUGGACACAGAGGACCAAGGGGUCAAAGUCUUCCUUAUAUCGGCCAGCUCUAAAGACACGGGGCAGCUCUACGCAGCCUUGCACCACCGGAUCCUGGCCUUGCGGAGUCGGGUGGAACAGGAGCAGGAAGCCAGCAGCGCGGCGCCCGAGCCCGAAGUGACCCAGUCCAACGAGGAAGACAGUGACGACGACGUCCUUGCCCCGUCAGGGUCGCCUGGAAGUGGUCCCACCAACGAAGGGGACGGGCAGACAACGGGCGGCACAUAGCAGCCGCAAUCCGCGCUGCCGGCAAGAGCCGCCGCCCCCCGCCGACACCACCGCCCUCUUUGCAGACCCCCCUCUUGUGGGGCGGGGAGGGACGCCCUCCCUCCGACCAGCUCUUGCUCCGGGCAGCGACGGAAGCGCUCGAGAUUGAUGAACUCUGCACAUCCCAGUUCUGGGUUUUUUUUUUCUUUCCCCCCUUCCUCCCCCAUCGUGAGUUGGACUUUUGGGGGGGCGGGGCAGGGGGGCGAAUCUGUUGAUUCCAUAUUAAAACAAGAAAACAAAACGCAGCGGACUUUGGACAAAACAGGCUGAAUGUGGUUUUGGGACAUGUAAAAAAAGAAAAAAAAUGCUCAUCAUAUUGAUGAGUCCAGGGAGGAGAGAAAUCCCCUUUUCCUCCCUUCCUCUCUCUGCCCCCCCCCCUCCACACUUGGCGAAUAUUUGAGGGGGGGAGGCACCUUGAGACUUGCCACGACUUGCCCGAUUCUCCUCUUGGCAGCCCUCGAGGCCUGUGCCGCAGGCGAAAUCCUUCUCCACACGGAAGACUCUUCUCUCCCCCCCACCCCCCAUUUGCCGUUUUCCCUCCUCUUUUUCUUUUUUUUUAAAAAAAGAAAAAAACACUUGCCCCGGCAGAAGAAUCUUUCGUCCGACGGACAUCUCUUGUCGUGUUUUCUCCUUCCUUGCCUCAUCCCCAAACAUCCACCCAAUUGUGGCUGACGCGGAGAGACGCUUUGCUAAUUUUUUUGGAAGGGGGUGUCUUUUUAAACUCUGCCUUUCCCCCCGGUUACAUCUCACCAGGCCAAUUCCUUCCUCCGAUUUGUUGUGACUAUCAUUACUACUGGUUUGCCUUGCUUCAGUCGUGGCAUAAACUAUUCCUUGAAAGGUAGCCCCCCAGUUUUGAACUGGAUUAUCCAUCUCUCUUGUGCGUCGAGCAAAUUGGGGGGGGGGACCUUUUCUGUUCUUAUUUAAGACAAGCAAAGCUAUCCUACAAAAUUCCCCUCAAAUUUCCUCCUGGUCUUGUCACGGCGCCAAACAGCCGAUUUGUAGGGUGAGGAGGGGGCUUUGAUUUGCUCUCCCCCCCCACCUGAUCCAGGAAUAUUUGCUGGGCACGCAAAGAAAGAAAGAUAUACCCCCCCACCGCAAGCGUCUUUCCCCGUGAUCAGCCUACCUGGCGUUUGAGAGGGGCGUGUGUGUUUAUUUCUUUUCUGGUUGGUAAAAACUUGCUGCUGUGUGUUAUUAAUAUUAUUUUUAAAAUCGGAACGUGCCCUGGAAUCGCCAUCUUUAGAACGGGGCGCGGGGGUGUGUGUGUGUCGUAUUCUCUGCCCCUUUGGCUUUUUGCCGGCCAAAGAUGGCUUGCACCGUCUUUUUCUGGGUUUCUAGUGAGCGGCGAAGAUGCCUCCGGGUUGAUACGGAGGCAGCCUCGAAGUGCAUGUGGCCGGGAACUGGACAUCGCACCCUUCAGGCUCUGGACGGGGGCGCAAGCGGGAUUCAGGGGGGAACACGCCCAUCCACGGAGUACAGUUGGAAAAGCCGGCAGCUACCCCUGCUGGGCACACGGUUCCCAAGUAAACAGGGCCGUACCUGGUGGGGAGCCUUGGUGUGGCUGAACUACGACUCCCAGAGAGCUCUAGUUCAGCAAUGCCCAGAAGGCAAAAGGGUGCUCUUGCCCCUUGAGCCGAGGCAGCCCCAGCUCCUGCCAUCCCCCCCCCCCCGCAGGACAGCUCCUCCAGUGCAGGCAGUUUCCGCCUCUCCAAAGAGCGACAACUGUCCCAACUCUUAUUUUUAAAGCCCUUCAGAGAAAAUUGGGUGGGAAAAUCUGGUCCUCAGUGCUAAAAAGAGACUUGCAAGGUGUGCGUUUACGCAGGCAUGGCAGGGGGGUGUCCACUUCCUUCGGACCCCCAGAGUCCUGAGGGCUCCCCCGUUUGGGUGUCACACGUGCGAAAGGGUUUGCGAGAGGGCAGCGCUCGAAAGGAGAGCGCCUUCCAAUGGUUAAGGUUGCAUUGAAUGUGUUUAAACAGUUUUCCUCCUGCAGAGUUCAUCCUUUCCGGGGGGGGGGGGUUAUACACACACAUAUAUAUCUGGCAGCUAUUUAUGGAUGUGGUUUGGAUCCGGACACAAGUCACUUGCAGCGAAAGAAGAGGAGAGGGUGGAUGGGAAGAUGAAUUUUUAAAAUAAUUUCCUGUUGCACAGUCUCCUGUUUCCUCUGCGUACUUUAGCCAGUCAGAAAACACCUGUUCCCCCCCCCUUUUCUCUCUCCCCUCUGGUCCUGCGUUUUAUUAUUGCUCCCUUAUUCCUCUCCCCAGUGUUGGAGGAAGGUUGGCUGGGCCAGAGACAAGGCUGCGUUGAAACUUUUCCCUUCCUUCCCCCCGUUUUCAACGCUCCCAACUAGCGACAAGUUGAAAAAAAACCAAAAUACAAUUCCCCCCCAAAAAAAGGCAAAAGACCCAGACAACGACCCCUGUGUUUUGGAAGAUUUCUGUACAAUUGUCAUAUCAGAUGUAUUUGGGAAUUACAUUAAAAAAAAGAGACAAAACUUGUAACAAUAA
Molecule: messenger RNA, 7299 nt
Organism: Zootoca vivipara (common lizard)
Lineage: Eukaryota; Metazoa; Chordata; Lepidosauria; Squamata; Lacertidae
Source: RefSeq, a predicted model, not a curated record